GAGCGCAUGGCAUUUUGCCUUCAAUCCAAAAGCCUCGAGGCGACGCCUUCCUUUCAAAUGCACUGGUGCCUACCAAACCUUAAUAAUUUUUCCUCAUAUCUGGCCGUCCGUGUUGUACACUAGCUACAUAGUCACAUAUAUACUUUUUUUCUUCUUCCUUGUAAUCAUCUGCGCCGCUUCGCAGGCUCUCUUUCGCAUUAAUAAUCGGCGGCAUUUGUUCUAGCUAAUUUUCUUCAUCCUUUUCACAUUAAUUCAACAAAAACUGCCAGCGUCGUUAAGCCCCUAUAUUAAUGGCGUCCUUUGCUGUUGGCCUUUCGAAUUGUCGCUAGUUAGCUUUACCCUCGCACGCAUCUCGUUUCAUGGCCUCCGCAUGUCGCAUUCAUCAUGGCCUUAGACUCAGAUAAUGAGGAUGGUUCGAAGACGGCGCCUUCACAGCAAAUCAACGAAAUUAUGCAAAGAGCUUCCAGUGGCGAACCCGAUGUAGAAACCGACGCUCUCGGAGCUACAGAUGAAGCGUCGGCAUUGAAAGACCUCACAGCGAACGUUCGCGAUCAAGAUGACCUCGAGCGCGAUAUCUCCUACCAAACAAAUCUCAGGUUAAUCGAGAACGAGAACCAGCGGGACGAGAAACGAAUUGAGAAAAUACAAGCUAGCAUAAAGAAGCUCGAAACCGAGAAGAAGACACUGGACGAGCAAGCCCGCAAAGCCCUUAGCAGACCCCAACACAAGCAAAGCCUACGAGAAAAGAUCGCUCGAAUCGAGUCAGAUAUUGAGCUUGCCAACAAGGAAAUUGCUGAUUUCCGUGCCCGUAUCGAAGAACGACAGGAAGAGGGCCAUGAUUUUGAGCAGAUUAAAAGUGGGAAUAAGAAACUGCCCAAUGAGACACAUCGCGAAUUCCUAAUUCGCACGGGGAAGAUUACGCCAUUUGCGAAUAUUGGAGGUCCCAGGCCACAAGGGGUAGAAGGAAGGUUGGCAGAUGUGUUAAUUGACGCCGAGGAUGAAGCUGCGGCUGCAGAGCUGGAGGAGCAAGCCGGCUAUGCACCACAAUCCCACCAGAAUCUGCGUGCGCCUGGGUUCAAUGAAGAACCCGAUAUCAUACCUACAGCCGUAGAAAGCGAGUUUACAUUACGCCCCAGAAAGAAGCGAAAGGCGAAGCGCGAAACCGUCUCGUCGGAUGAAUUUGAACCACAGGCUUCCGACGCACCUGAUGUGGAUUUCAUUGAUCGAGAUUCUGAAGAGGAUCAAGUAAGACGUCCCAAGAAAAAGUCCAGAAAGGGAACCAAAAAAGAAGGUGGUGAGGAGAAAGAAGAUGUUUCUCACAUCGACGACGGAAAUGAGGCCAGCUAUCAGACCAGACUUGCGGAUUGGAUUGGCCGGCGCAGCAGAGCAAGACGCCGACGACGACAGGAAAAGAGAGAAAAUGAAGGCCUCGACGAGUCAGAUAGUGAUGAUGAAAAAGAAGAGUGGUUCAAACCAUCUCCUGAUCAUCCUAGUCACCGCUUUGAAAACGGUCUAAAACUUCCUGGAGAUAUCUUCCCAGCUCUAUACGAUUAUCAGAAGACUGGUGUCCAGUGGCUAUCCGAACUUUACAAUCGCAAGGUAGGGGGUAUCGUUGGCGACGAGAUGGGUCUUGGAAAAACUAUCCAGAUCAUAUCCUUUCUCGCCGCUCUGCAUCAUAGUAAGCGGCUUGACAAACCAGUCGUUGUUGUGGCGCCGGCUACCGUCUUGACCCAAUGGGUGACCGAAUUCCAUCGUUGGUGGCCUCCCUUCCGUGUGUCAAUCCUCCACUCUUCUGGCAGCGGUAUGCUCAAUGUAAGAGCUGAAGCCAGUAUCGAGGAUGAAGAUGACCAAUGGGAUGAGGCUGGAAAUAAGAAAGUGAGCAGAGCUGCUCAGAAGAUUGCAGAUCGAGUUGUGAAACAUGGUCACAUCCUGGUCACUACCUACAAAGGCUUGCAGACGUACGCCAGAGUCUUAACCACCGUAGAAUGGGGUUAUGCCGUCCUCGACGAAGGCCACAUGAUCAAAAACCCGAACAGCACUCUCACGAUAAAUACGAAGGAGCUACGCACGCCAAACCGAAUAAUCCUUUCUGGGACUCCCAUGCAAAACAACCUUAUGGAAUUAUGGUCGCUAUUUGAUUUCGUCUAUCCAAUGAAAUUAGGAACGCUCAUAGACUUCCGUAACGAGUUUGAAAUCCCUAUAAGAAUCGGUGGUUACGCUAACGCUAGCAUCCUUCAAAUUAUGACAGCACAAAAGUGCGCCGAGAUCCUAAGAGACACGAUUAGGCCAUUCUUAUUACAACGAAUGAAGUCUGACGUCGCAGCUGAUCUUCCAGCAAAGAAGGAACAAGUUAUCUUCUGCAACAUAACACCGCUGCAACGUGAAGCUUAUGAAUUCUUCUUGGAGUCAAAGGAGAUGGAAGCAAUUCGUGCUGGAAUGAGGAAUACUCUCUACGGGAUUGAUGCUCUCCGCAAGAUUUGCAAUCACCCAGAUCUACUGUCUCCCCAAUUGAAGUAUAAAGAUGAUUACAAAUAUGGGAUGCCUAAGAAAUCGGGUAAAAUGCAGAUUGUAAGGUCACUUCUCCAAACUUGGAAAAAGUUUGGACAUAAAGCGCUUCUAUUUAGCCAAGGCGUACAGACACUCGACAUACUCGAGGAUUUCGUGAAGAGUCUAGGCGACAUCAAAUACAUGAGGAUGGAUGGCAGCACUGCUAUUAAAGAAAGGCAGCUCCUCGUUGAUCAAUUCAACAACGAUCCAGACUUCGACCUCUUCUUAUUAACCACAAAGGUUGGUGGGUUGGGUGUCAAUUUAACUGGCGCGAAUCGGGUAAUCAUAUUUGAUCCGAAUUGGAAUCCUUCAACAGAUAUGCAAGCACGAGAACGAGCGUGGCGACUGGGCCAAAAGAAAGAGGUUACCAUAUACCGACUCUUAACUGCGGGUACGAUUGAGGAGAAGAUAUACCACCGUCAGAUCCAGAAGCAGUUCCUGAGCAACAAAGUAUUGAACGAUCCAAAGCAGCGAGCUACCUUCAAGUCCGAAGAUCUGCAAGACUUAUUUACGCUUGAGUUUGACAAGGACAAAACAGAAACAGCGAAGUUGUUCGAAGGUACCGAAGUCAAGUUUAAUGGCGCUUCGGCUGGAGAAGAUCGCCCGGGUUCGCGCCAGAAGACUACCGAGGGGGCAGACACAACAAAAACACAGAGCAAUACCCCCAAUGAUGCUGACGACCGGGAUAUCCAGGCUAUAUUAGGAGUGGAUAGAAUGGAGGAGUAUGAGCCCGAACCAGAUACAAAAGCAAAUUCGAAUGAAGAAGAUCGUAUUAUGGAAGGCCUUUUUGCUCGCUCGGGUGUACAUUCAGCACUCGAACAUGACAAAAUCGUCAAUGGCAAGAAGCAACUAAGAGCAGACCCUAGAAUUCUUGAGCAAGAAGCAAAUCGUGUGGCAGCAUCAGCAGCUGCUUCGCUCAAACGUGCGAGUGAGCAGACACAGUCGGUACCGAUCGGCACCGUCACUUGGACCGGAGAAGUGGGUGAGGCUGGCAGGCCGUCGAAUAUCCGACGCGGUCGGGGUGGCCCUAGUUCGGCUGGCGUCCUAGCUGGAUUAGCCGAUAGACAGGGGCUGGAUGCGACUGCAAGCAGCUCUCAGUCUCCCAUACCUCGAAACAACAAACUAGGGGUCAAGGACUUUGAGAAGAUGAUACCUAGAUUCAUAAAAAACCACGGUGGUAAGAUACCAACGAAAUCAUUGAUCGAUCACUUCAAUCAGUAUUGCAAGGACAACGCCAAAAAUACGUCCAAUUUUAAGAUUGCCCUUGACCGUGUCGCGAUUCUGGAGAAGAAGGGCUCGGCCGGAAGAGCGAUUUGGGCUCUCAAGCCGGGAUAUUAACCAGCAUAAGUCGGAAUUCUAAUUCUGCGAAGAUUUCAACUCCGUGUGGGCGAUUAGAAGGGGAAAACUUUGGUUCAUGAGUUUGGGCGGAUCGGUUCAGUUUAGAUCAUUGCGCUGCAUAGCAGAGGUGUUCAGGGGUGAAAUCAUCAUUGUACUAAGGUAUGAUAUGUACCUACUUGCUUUACUAGACGAAUGGUUGCGUAGGAUUCACUUGGGUUCAUGGAAAGAACCCUAUAUGUAUUAAACGUAAAUAUCACAGGAAGACAUAAAAA
Molecule: messenger RNA, 4157 nt
Organism: Hypoxylon trugodes
Lineage: Eukaryota; Fungi; Ascomycota; Sordariomycetes; Xylariales; Hypoxylaceae
Product: SNF2 family N-terminal domain-containing protein
Exons: 1
Coding region: 385-3885 (1166 amino acids)
Biological process (GO): transcription-coupled nucleotide-excision repair
Cellular component (GO): nucleus
Molecular function (GO): ATP binding; ATP-dependent chromatin remodeler activity
Source: RefSeq, a predicted model, not a curated record